GACCUGAGUGCAGGGUUACCGCGCCCAUCUCUGCUGUUUGAUGGCCGGAGGAAGAAGCGACUGAGAUCCUGGCGUGAAGGAAGAGAGAAAAAAAGAGGGACGACGACGGUGGGAAAGACAAGAAGGGAUUUUUUUUUUGCUUUGAGCUGGAAUUUGCGUUGAAUUGGACGAACGCUCACACUGGACUCUCUUGACUCGUCUAUCUGGGUGAAAACACCGCCUUGUCUCUGCGUCUCUUAGCCGGUGUGUCUCCCCCCUCGGCGGGUCAAAAACUGGGUUCGGGGAGUGCCGCUCCUCGGUAGCUAAACUAGCUAAAUCUGAGCGCCUGGGCGGAGAGAGAGAGAGGAGAGACGAGCUUUUUCUUGCUGUUUCUUGCUGUUUCCAGUCAAUGUGAUAUAAACAACGGACACCCUCGACUGAAAGCGGAUCAGCAAGAGUCUAGGCGGCGGAGCGAAGCACACCAUUAGCAGAGGAAAAUGAGUGAACUGGAUCAGCUACGCCAGGAGGCUGAGCAGCUCAAGAACCAGAUCAGAGAUGCCAGGAAAGCGUGUGCGGAUGCUACCCUGUCUCAGAUCACAGCUAACAUCGACCCCGUUGGCCGAAUUCAGAUGCGUACUAGACGGACACUGAGGGGUCAUCUGGCUAAAAUCUAUGCCAUGCACUGGGGCACUGACUCGAGGCUUUUGGUCAGCGCCUCCCAGGACGGCAAACUCAUUAUUUGGGACAGCUACACCACAAACAAGGUCCACGCCAUCCCAUUGCGCUCCUCCUGGGUGAUGACGUGCGCCUAUGCCCCUUCUGGGAACUACGUCGCCUGCGGAGGCCUGGACAACAUCUGCUCCAUCUACAACCUGAAGACCCGUGAGGGAAACGUGCGUGUCAGCCGUGAGCUGGCUGGACACACAGGUUACCUGUCCUGCUGUCGCUUCCUGGAUGACAGCCAGAUUGUCACCAGCUCUGGAGACACCAGCUGCGCUCUGUGGGACAUCGAAACCGGUCAGCAGACAACUACAUUCGCCGGCCACACCGGUGAUGUCAUGAGUCUCUCUCUGGCACCCGACACCAGGCUGUUUGUGUCCGGAGCCUGCGAUGCCUCGGCCAAGCUCUGGGACAUCAGAGAAGGAAUGUGCCGACAGACUUUCACCGGCCAUGAGUCGGACAUCAACGCCAUCUGCUUCUUCCCCAACGGCAACGCAUUUGCCACGGGCUCAGACGAUGCCACCUGCCGGCUGUUCGACCUGCGCGCCGACCAGGAGCUGAUGGUUUACUCACACGACAACAUCAUCUGCGGCAUCACCUCCGUGGCAUUCUCCAAGAGCGGCCGCCUACUGCUGGCCGGCUAUGACGACUUCAACUGCAACGUCUGGGACACUUUGAAGGCCGACCGCGCAGGUGUCCUGGCCGGCCAUGAUAACCGGGUGAGCUGCUUGGGUGUGACUGACGACGGCAUGGCAGUGGCAACAGGGUCCUGGGACAGCUUCCUCAAGAUCUGGAACUAGAGUCUGAAGAUGGCAUCCGGACUCCAAAGUUGAGUGGAAGACCAUUCCAACAUCACAAUGUUCAAUUUUAUUGCAUAUCCAAUCUUUUCAAAACACCAUGAUACUGACUCCAAACACCCCAAAAAACUAUCAAGGGCAAAAAUUCUCUCUCUCUCUCCUUCUCAUUUAAAAGAGCACAAUUGUCUGUCACUCAUUCAGCUACAAACAAAAAAAAGAAAGAAAAAGAAACAGCUCGAGGAGUUUAGUGGUAUCAAAAUGGAACGGAGGUGAAAAAUUGUGCAUUCCUCCCAUGACCAUGGUCUGGUAUUGUAGUAAAGUGAAAAAUACAAACACCCCGCCACCACUGCUGCCACCAACAAGCAAAUGUGUCCUGCGUCCUCAUUAUAUACAGGUCUGAGUGAAGGUUAUUACAUGACAGUGAUCUAACUCUCAUAGCUUUUUUUUUUUUUUUUUUUGGGCCAUGUUUAUUUUUGUUUCUUUGUUGUUUUCAUUAUUUUUUGUUGAAGAGACGUAGAUCAGUGAACUGUCAGUUAAUGUUUAAAAUGAGGAUCAAAGCUUUGUUUUUUUUUCCUAGUCUUUACACAUUUUAAAGAAUGUUUUUAAGUUGAGAAGUAAGAAAAAAACACCUCCAGAUCAUGUCAUUUUAAAUCCAGCUUUAUCCCACUGGAGAACAAACCGAGAGAAUUUAGCUUCAACAGGGAGUCCUCAAGCCACUUCUGGCCCUUCUGUAUAUUUAGUCCCAUGAUACUUUUAUCGUUUCUUUUUUUCCAGUGUAGUCCACAAAUCUUUGUUUGCACAAAAAUUAAACUUUGCAUAUAUAGAAUAAUGUCUAAAGAAAAAAAAAGUUAACUAACCAAGCACAUGCUGUUUAUGAUAAUGAAUGCUCGUUUGUAAAACGAAAAACAACAAAAAAAACAAACCAUUUUAACCAUUCUUACACCUUUUUGUCUGGCGACAGUGUAGAAUAAUUAAAUGAAGAUUAACCCAUCGGAUCAUAAUCCACCCCGCCCCCUUUUUUAUUCUUUUUUUUUUCCUCCUUUAAAUUAGUUUUGUUUUCCCUGGUUUCUGUUGCCCGUGGUUGGGACCGGUGAUGUGAUUUGGUCGGGUAGGGAGUACCUCCACUUUAGCCCGGUUGCAAUCCGGACGUUUCUCUUUUAACAGAGGUGCCCAUUCCGUGCUUGGAAAUGCAGUUACUACUCUGUGAAUGACAUGUUGUAUAAAUCAAUGUUUGAAAAUAAUGAUAUUGAAACUUUUUAAGUUAAAAACGAAAAAAAAAAGAUUUUGGUUGUCUGCCAUGGGUGGGUUAUCUCUUAGAAUCGCAUGCUGUAGAAUUGCUUAAAAAGGUGCAUAUGGAAUUAAGUCCUUUGAUGUUUUUCUUUAAGAAAA
Molecule: messenger RNA, 2885 nt
Organism: Scomber japonicus (chub mackerel)
Lineage: Eukaryota; Metazoa; Chordata; Actinopteri; Scombriformes; Scombridae
Product: guanine nucleotide-binding protein G(I)/G(S)/G(T) subunit beta-1-like
Exons: 11
Coding region: 477-1499 (340 amino acids)
Biological process (GO): G protein-coupled receptor signaling pathway
Cellular component (GO): cytoplasm; heterotrimeric G-protein complex
Molecular function (GO): protein binding; signaling receptor complex adaptor activity
Source: RefSeq, a predicted model, not a curated record